This is a messenger RNA of Molossus molossus (Pallas's mastiff bat), 1487 nucleotides long. RefSeq names its product NPR2 like, GATOR1 complex subunit (gene NPRL2). Gene Ontology annotation, biological process: positive regulation of autophagy; cellular response to amino acid starvation; negative regulation of TORC1 signaling. NCBI's taxonomy places the organism in Eukaryota, Metazoa, Chordata, Mammalia, Chiroptera, Molossidae. The transcript has 11 exons. Gene Ontology annotation, molecular function: GTPase activator activity. Gene Ontology annotation, cellular component: vacuolar membrane; GATOR1 complex. Bases 83 to 1225 code for a protein of 380 amino acids. The record is from RefSeq and is a predicted model, not a curated record.
GUGCGCAGGCGUGCUUGACUCGGUGGCGAGGCCUUGGAGCUUCUGAGAGGUGUUCCCAGAGGUCCCGGGUCCCACGAGCGCCAUGGGCAGCGGCUGCCGCAUCGAGUGCAUAUUCUUCAGCGAGUUCCAUCCCACGCUGGGACCCAAGAUCACCUAUCAGGUUCCUGAGGACUUCAUCUCCCGGGAGCUGUUUGACACAGUCCAGGUGUACAUCAUCACCAAGCCAGAGCUGCAGAACAAGCUCAUCACUGUCACAGCCAUGGAGAAGAAACUGAUCGGCUGCCCUGUGUGCAUCGAGCACAAGAAGUAUAGUCGCAAUGCCCUGCUCUUCAACCUGGGCUUUGUGUGUGAUGCCCAGGCCAAGACCUGUGCCCUUGAGCCCAUUGUCAAAAAGCUGGCAGGCUACCUGACCACACUGGAGCUAGAGAGCAGCUUCGUGUCAACGGAGGAGAGCAAGCAGAAGUUGGUGCCCAUCAUGACCAUCUUGCUGGAGGAACUAAAUGCCUCAGGCCGGUGUACUCUGCCCAUCGAUGAGUCCAACACCAUCCACCUGAAGGUGAUUGAGCAGCGGCCUGACCCUCCUGUGGUUCAGGAGUAUGAUGUUCCCGUCUUUACCAAGGAUAAGGAGGAUUUCUUCAACUCACAGUGGGACCUCACCACACAACAGAUCCUGCCCUACAUCGAUGGUUUCCGUCACGUCCAGAAGAUCUCAGCUGAGGCUGAUGUGGAACUCAACCUCGUGCGCAUCGCCAUCCAGAACCUGCUGUACUAUGGCGUUGUGACCCUGGUAUCCAUCCUCCAGUAUUCCAAUGUGUACUGCCCGACACCCAAGGUCCAGGACCUAGUAGAUGACAAGUCCCUACAAGAGGAGUGUUUAUCCUAUGUGACCAAGCAAGGGCACAAGAGGGCCAGUCUCCGGGAUGUGUUCCAGCUGUACUGCAGCCUGAGCCCUGGCACUACUGUGAGAGACCUCAUUGGCCGCCACCCCCAGCAGCUGCAGCGUGUUGAUGAACGGAAGCUGAUCCAGUUCGGGCUUAUGAAGAACCUCAUCCGGAGACUACAGAAGUACCCUGUGCGGGUAUCUCGGGAGGAGCGUAGCCACCCUGCCCGGCUUUACACAGGCUGUCAUAGCUACGAUGAGAUCUGCUGCAAGACAGGCAUGAGCUACCAGGAGCUGGAUGAACGGCUGGAAAAUGACCCUAACAUCAUCAUCUGCUGGAAGUGAGGCUGGUGGGGGCGGGACACAGCUGCAGCUAUUCUCUCCUGCUAAGCCCUACCUGGUGCAUGAGGGCUAGACCAGCAGACUGGUCCCUCCUGCCUCAAUGUUGACUGUCACUUCUGUAAAUAAAGUCAUCCAUUUCAACCUCCCUUGACUGAAUACCACCUCUGAGCCAGACACCAGAGAACCUGCGGUGAGUGACAGAGCCAUGGUCCUGGUGCCCUGGAGCGCCAUCUGGUGCAUAAGGCAGAUAAUGGACAAGUAAAUG